Messenger RNA from Paramuricea clavata, 414 nucleotides. The record is from the annotation of a GenBank genome assembly. NCBI's taxonomy places the organism in Eukaryota, Metazoa, Cnidaria, Anthozoa, Malacalcyonacea, Plexauridae.
AUGAUGUGGAGAGUACUCGAUAGUGUUUUACGAAAGUUGAAUACGUUUUGGAACGAAGUUGAAGGAUUUAGGCAAAACAUGAGAGGAUUAAUAUCGGAGAGGUUAAGAGGGCAAGAUAAACUUCAAACAACAACAGAUGAGUCUUACGAUAGUUGUGAAGACAGUGGAUUUGCAGAUGAUGAAGGUCUACGGUGUACGAGUAGUGAUAAUAUAAACGCUUCCAGUGCCCAGACACGACAUAGAGACAGUGAAAGCGACGACUGCGAGCUCAAUGAUAAUGAUUUUGUACUAGAUUGUGACUUGAAGAACCAGCAGAGAAUAACAUUGAUGUCGUUGCUGUAUUCUCGUGCGCUCGAGAGAAAGUUGAAUGGGUUUCGAGCAAGGAAGCUUUCGUUUGUUAGGAAACAUAAAUAG